AAUACCCGUUCCGAUGCCAGUCGCAGUAAUGGCGUCGAAAGGAUAUACCGUCAACUUCCUCAUCCUUACUUGCGUAGUGAUUGUAAGUUAUUUUAUAAACCGACCUUUAUUUCCAAUAAAAAUUGAGACGAAGAAAUCCCUUGGUUAUCCCAGAGACUCUCUGCUGAAUUUCACAGAGUUGACAGGUGAAUACGGGUAUGUUUCAGAAGAGCACAUAGUAACUACCGAAGAUGGAUAUCUACUGACGAUGUUCAGGAUGGGAAAAGGGAAAAAUUGUAAAGGAAACCUGAUGAGCCCUCCUGUCAUUUUAAUGCACGGACUACUACAGAGUUCGGAUGUCUGGUUGGACGCAGGACCAAACGCUGGACUCGCGUAUCUUCUCUCCGAUGCGUGCUACGAUCUCUGGACUGGAAACCAAAGGGGAAACUACUACUCCAGAAGUCAUAAACACUUGGACCCUGAUAAAGAUGCUAAGUUCUGGGAAUUUUCCGUCGACGAAAUCGGUUACUACGACAUCCCAGUGAUGAUCGACUAUGUUUUGGAGUAUACUGGCUCGAAAAAGGUGAACUACAUCGGAUAUUCCCAAGGAUCUGGUACGUUCUACAUCAUGUGCUCUGAAAGACCUGGGUCCUGCGAUAAGGUGAAUCUUCAGAUUGGCUUAGCACCCGCAGCAAGGCAGACGAACACCAAAUCAGUGCCAUAUAGAUUGAUGUUGAAGACCUUCGAAACAUUGUGGACGGUUUUAGACAAAACUGGAGUGCAAGAAGUGCUUUCCAAAGGUGCCUUCAGUCAGGAAUUUGUGGCGUUCUUCUGCCAAUUUCCAAUGUUGUCGAAUAGUGUGUGUGGAACCGCUGAAGCUCUUUUUGAUUCUAAUCAUCCUGGGUCGAUAACUAAUGAGACUACUAGAGUUUUAUUUGGACAUUUCCCGGCUGGAACAUCGGUGAAAAAUCUAGUGCGGUACAGUCAGAGUAUGCAUUCUCCUAAUUUUGAAAAGUUUGACUAUGGAAAGGAGAAGAAUUUGGAACUGUAUGGAAGUGAGGUUCCUCCACUGUACAAUUUGAAGGCAGUGACUGUGCCUGUUGUGAUUUUAUAUGGUAGAAAUGAUUAUUUGGUGGACCCUAAAGAUAUUGCGUGGUUGAGAAAGAAGCUCCCAAACGUCUUGGAGUCUGAAGAAGUAAAGGACCCACUGUGGAAUCAUUUAGAUGUGCCUUAUAGUCAGUAUACAAGUGAACUUAUAUUUCCGAAGAUAAAUGAGUAUUUGCUUAAGUAUAGUGAGACGUAGAAAGUGCGGGACUGAAGUGGUUGGAAAAUAGGAAACUGUCUAAGUUCCUUUGUCGGUUCCUAAGACUGUUAUUAAUGGUGAUAAUUUUAUUGUAGUUAGUUUAUAAGUUUCAAUAUAAAAACUGGAUUGUU
Molecule: messenger RNA, 1413 nt
Organism: Pectinophora gossypiella (pink bollworm)
Lineage: Eukaryota; Metazoa; Arthropoda; Insecta; Lepidoptera; Gelechiidae
Product: lipase 1-like
Exons: 1
Coding region: 14-1282 (422 amino acids)
Biological process (GO): lipid metabolic process
Molecular function (GO): hydrolase activity, acting on ester bonds
Source: RefSeq, a predicted model, not a curated record